Molecule: messenger RNA, 1372 nt
Organism: Labrus mixtus (cuckoo wrasse)
Lineage: Eukaryota; Metazoa; Chordata; Actinopteri; Labriformes; Labridae
Product: cysteine-rich venom protein
Exons: 7
Coding region: 554-1252 (232 amino acids)
Cellular component (GO): extracellular region
Source: RefSeq, a predicted model, not a curated record
GAUGGAAUCGUCACCAGACACUUGCCAAGCUCCUUUCAGGGUCUGACUCAGACAUUAACACUUGUACAGUUUUCACAUUAGCAGAAAUCUCCUGAAAAAGUCUGAAUAUUUCCCGGACCUUCGUCCGCUACUUCAGCGUUGUUUUUUUACAUCACGUCUCACCUCAGGAGACCCCCUGCCCCCCCUCCCGUCUGUCAGGGAUAGUCUCCCUCUGUGAGGAACAUAUGUGAACAGCCAGGUCGGGAGAAUCUGCGGAGCAGUCCUCCCGUAAUUAUCUAGAUUUUAUACAGAGUGCAUAUGUGAAAACGGCUUUGGUGUCCCUUUUCCAGACAAGUUUCCUUACUUCCAUUUAGGUCACUUUAGGUUUUGAUGAAGCACUCAUUUUACACUCUUUCUUUACCUUUAAAUGUUUAAUUGAUUAGUUAACUUGUCUGCUGUGGUUUUGUAUUUGACUGUCCCCUUGCCUUUAUUCUCCUGAUUGUACAUAUUGAAACUUGUUUAUGUUUAAUUUUGUAUUUGUUGUUAUAUUCCCAGUUAAACUUCUGCUUUACUGAUGAAAAAUUCUUCUCUUUUCAAAUGCACUCCUCUGCGGUCUGCGUCCACGGUGUGUCCACAGCAAAACAUUUGCACAGAAUACAAAGCAGUACAGGACGAGAUCGUUGACCUGCAUAAUGCCUUCAGGAGAGCCGUCCAGCCCACUGCCUCAGACAUGCUGAUGAUGAGCCACAGUGAGGAUCUGAGAGUCAACUCUCAGGCCUGGGUUGACCAAUGUAUUCUGGCUCAUGGCAAACCCAGCACCCGCCUGCUGGAUGGAUAUGAAUGUGGCGAGAAUAUGUUCUACUCAGCCGUGCCGUACUCAUGGACGGAAGUCAUCAAUGCCUGGCACGCUGAGGUGCAACUCUACCAGUAUCCUGAAGGCGCCACCAACAUUACUGGUCAUUACACGCAGGUGGUGUGGUUCAGUUCCUACAAAGUUGGCUGUGGAGUUGCACUCUGCAAUGACGUCUACCUGUAUGCCUGCCAGUAUUACCGAGCAGGAAACUUCAUGAACACUGAGCCUUAUAAGUUUGGAACCCCCUGUGCCUCCUGUCCUAAUGACUGUGUGGACAACCUCUGCACCAACCCUUGUCCUUACGUCAACAAGUACAGGGACUGUCCAUCCCCGACAGAAGUGACUGUAUGUGACCAACAGCUGAGUGAAGAAUGUCCUGCUUCAUGCAAAUGCUCCAACAAAAUCAUUCCCAAAUAUUAAAAGUAAGCCCUUCAGAUGCCUUUGACGCAAGCAAAUGAACAUGUGCCCAUAAGACAAAUAGGUGUCCCCUUUGCUUGCCUUCUGUCAGAGGUUCAUUUGAGAAUAUAAAUGUCUAACCUA